Molecule: messenger RNA, 7625 nt
Organism: Suricata suricatta (meerkat)
Lineage: Eukaryota; Metazoa; Chordata; Mammalia; Carnivora; Herpestidae
Gene: VPS26B
Product: VPS26, retromer complex component B
Exons: 6
Coding region: 437-1447 (336 amino acids)
Biological process (GO): intracellular protein transport; retrograde transport, endosome to Golgi
Cellular component (GO): endosome; retromer complex
Source: RefSeq, a predicted model, not a curated record
AGCGCGUCUGGGCUGGAGACUGCGCCCCCCUCUGCACCUCCGCCCGCAGCAGCCGAAGCACCUCGGUGCGUUGCACCGCCAGAGGCCCGGGCUGGCUCUCCGUGCUGCUCAGCGCCGCACCACACCCGGUGGGCGGCUGUGGCCACGCACGCCCAGGUUCUGCACUGCCCCCUUCCAAUUGCAUUGCCCGCUCUCGCCCCUUACUGCUGCCGGCGGCUAGGGCUCGCUGGGGACUGGCCAGCCGCGGUGCACUGGUACCCGGGGCGCUGCAGCCGGCCCUCCCCCCUCCCCGUGGAGCCGGGAGUAGUGCAGUCGCCCACUCCGUCUGGUAGCGGAGCUGGGUCCCGCGUCCAGCCCUCCGGCCUUCGCUUAGGGCCCCUGACCCGUAAAGAGGAGCGGUCUUACCGAGACCGGCCCGGCCCAGCCCGGCGGUGAGAUGAGCUUCUUCGGCUUCGGGCAGAGCGUGGAGGUGGAAAUCUUGCUGAACGAUGCGGAGAGUAGGAAGCGGGCCGAGCACAAGACUGAGGACGGGAAGAAAGAGAAAUAUUUCCUUUUCUACGACGGAGAGACGGUCUCCGGGAAGGUGAGCCUCGCCCUCAAGAACCCCAACAAGCGGCUGGAGCACCAGGGCAUCAAGAUCGAGUUCAUUGGGCAGAUCGAGCUCUACUACGACCGUGGAAACCACCAUGAGUUUGUGUCCCUGGUGAAGGAUUUGGCCCGGCCCGGAGAAAUUAGCCAAUCACAGGCCUUCGACUUUGAAUUCACCCACGUGGAGAAGCCCUAUGAGUCAUACACAGGCCAGAAUGUGAAGCUACGGUAUUUCCUUCGAGCCACUAUCAGCCGCCGUCUCAAUGAUGUUGUCAAAGAGAUGGACAUAGUAGUUCACACACUCAGCACAUAUCCAGAGCUGAACUCUUCCAUCAAGAUGGAGGUCGGGAUCGAGGACUGCUUGCACAUUGAGUUUGAGUAUAAUAAGUCUAAAUACCACUUGAAAGAUGUCAUUGUAGGGAAGAUCUACUUCCUGCUGGUGAGAAUCAAAAUCAAGCACAUGGAGAUAGAUAUCAUCAAGCGGGAAACGACAGGCACAGGCCCCAAUGUGUACCACGAGAACGACACAAUAGCCAAGUAUGAGAUCAUGGAUGGGGCGCCCGUGAGAGGAGAGUCCAUUCCGAUCCGGCUCUUCCUGGCGGGCUACGAGCUCACUCCCACCAUGCGGGACAUCAACAAGAAGUUCUCUGUGCGCUAUUACCUCAACCUGGUGCUGAUAGAUGAGGAGGAACGGCGCUACUUCAAACAGCAGGAAGUGGUGUUGUGGCGGAAGGGUGACAUUGUACGGAAGAGCAUGUCCCAUCAGGCAGCCAUCGCCUCCCAGCGCUUCGAGGGCACAACCUCCCUGGGUGAGGUGCGGACCCCCAGCCAGCUGUCUGACAACAACAGCAGGCAGUAGGCCCCCAGGGCCAAGAAGCUGCUGGGCUUCGACCCAGCACCCCCGUCUACCAAACACCAGCGGCUGGGGGAGGGGAGGACGGUGUGAUGCUCAACUGACCCGUUAUUUGCAACCUGAAAACAAAUCAUGUUUUGACUUAAAUUCUUUUUUCUGAAGAACAUAAGGGGCUUGGGUUGGGAGGCAAUCCCCUUGAGAUUCUGCGGCCGAUGUGGGAACAGGGAGAGGUAACAUCAUGGUAGCUGAUCUCUCUGGGGAAAAGAGCCUUCUGUCGAGGCCUUCCGUGGGGGCUGCCUCACAUCUUACAGGGGAGCAGAGGGCGGGUAUCCUUGGCUUCUGGGUGUCUGAGCUUCCCAAUCCAGGAUCUGAGCAUGUCCCUGGGAUUCUGAGCUGCCAGUGGGGCUGGAGGAUAGUCCUAUCUUAUUCUCCCCUCUGCUGUGACUGAGGUAGUGGCAGAAGAGGCUGGGCCUGCCCCAUCCUAAAUGGCAGUGGGGGAGACUCAAGAUCAGGAAGCUACCUCUUUGGGAGUCUUGGAUGUGGUGCUUUGAAGUUUCCACAAGCCGCCUCCUUUCUGGCCUUUCUCUCACUGCUGGGACCCAGGCACCUCCCUUCUCCAUCUUCUAUGGACUCUUGUCAGUAAUGUCCUCGAAUAGAAGCUUGUGGAAGGGCCUUUGGCUGUUGUCCCCUCACCUGUGAGAAAUUCUGGGCACAGAGAUACCCUGGGGUUCGUGUCAUGCAUGGAUGGCAGCAGUGUUGGACAUAGGAGGUUGAGCCAGAAGUAUGGCGACUGUUGUGGCAGUCUGCCUGCACCCCGUGACUGCAUUCCCCAGCCCUGGGGGCUGUGUGCCACAGCAAGCCCAGAAAAGGGCAUGUGUUUCCUUUAAGAGAUCUGGGGAAGGGCUUGAUCUCUUUGCUUCCUAAGAAUGGGUCCUCAUCACUCCUUGCUCUCCCUUCAUUUAAUUUUUGGGAAGUGGGGCUUGCAAGUUUUGUCCUUACCGUUGCCCACACCCCUUCACUCUCUGAGUUUCAGGAGGGAGAGGAGAGCCUCAGCAGAAGACCCUGCUACACAACUUAAGAAUAAUUCUGCUUGCCAAAUUAUGUCUUCACCUUCACCAGUUGACUGACCAGACUUUAGGACCAUUGACGUUUUUGUUUAAAAACAUACAAAAACUCUUGUGGGUAUCCUUGUUAUGCUAAAGAAGAGGGGACCUUCCCUCUGUUGCACUGUGCUCGGGCCUAUUGGAGUAAAGGUGUUGACAUCCUUUUCUGCCUCAUCUGGAAAUGGCCAAUUGGCCUCCCUUCCCUUCAAGCAGACCCCACUGGCCAAUGAGUCCAUAUCCAGGGGUCUGAGUUCUCUAUAAUUCGGAAAGCAGGGGUUUCUUGUCAUCUUUUACUGUAGAAAAUGGGGACUCCUCUUUUCCUCAGAAAUCAGUGUAGGUGUGGGCCUCUGACUGGGCAGGGCUCAUGGGUUAGGACUGAGACUGGGGGGAGAAGACGCUGGGAUGACACUAGAGGUUGACUGGGGACAGCAAAGUAAGGUGCCCCCCCUCCCCGCCGCCAUGCCAGACCCCGAGUUCAGGUGCGACGGACAAUCUCAUGGGAAGAGGAUCACUCAUCCAGCUGCCCCUGGAUUAUCAAGGUUGGAGUUUAAGGAUAUGGGGGAGGCAGAUUGUAUGCUCCUUGCCUUUUCCAGAUCAUGAGAUUAGGCUCUGGUGUGCCUCCCAUAAGAGCAGGUAUUUAACUAGAAAGGACCUGUCAGUUCCUCUGUCUCCCAAUUGACAACCCAAAUUCAUUUUCCAACUUUCCUAACAUCUUACACCUUUUUUCUGGGAGAACUAGAAGAUAGAAUUUGCUUUUAUUCUCUCAGGAGCUGUGCACAAGCCAGGUCUUCUGUUUUCUCUCACUCUGCCCCCAUUCUCUCUACUUCUCUGUGAGACUGUGGAAGUGAGAGGAGGGCCCGCCCCCUCCUUUAAAGGUCCCCAUACCUGGGAGUGCAUAGGUACUAAACCAAGCAGUGCAACUUGUAAUUAAGCAGCUGCAGUGUUUACAUGUUUCUUAAUGUGUCGUCUUUUCAAUGGCUGUAUUUUAAAAAAAAAAGAAAAAAAAAGAACACUUGUUUCAAUUGUCUCUCUGAUUAAAGAAAGCCCCUUGGUUUGGAGGCAUUGUGCCCCUGGUCCACCAGGUUCUGCGGUUUCUUCUUACACUGUCCCACUCACACAGAAGGGGAGACAGACCUCCACUCUGAUCCAACACGACACCUGCUCUCUCCAUGGCUGCAGCCCCUGGUGAACACUGAUGUUUUAUUCACACCCAUUUAGGUAAGCAUAUACUAAGAAAGGAAUUCCAGCUCUACCCUCCUCUGGAAACCUGUGCUGACGUUGCUAAUGGUUUAAAGCCCUCUGGGACCCAGAUAACUUUGCAGGUGGCUGAGGAAGGCUGGUGUAGAAAGAUAAAAGUUCAUUUCCGUAGGUAGUAACACAUGCAACCCUGCCCCCUGGUAUUUGCUACAGUAAAGGAAGAUGGUAGACGUACCCCCACAUCUCACUGAGGAGCUGAGGUCUGCAGUGGAGCAUUCCACCACACCCAGUGCUGUUUUAAAAGAAAAGCUUCCCAACUUUGAUAUUAAUGUUUUAUUGGAAAAGGUACAUGAAAAUCACAUAUGUACACAACCCUGGGUGAACAUAACAAGAAAGCCUCGUCACACCUCCUUCUGCCUUACAGAAGUUUGACUUCUUUGGAAUAAUGUCUUGCCUAUUCCAGCAACAGUGUCCCAGUUAACUUGGUUCCUUUUCCUCCAGGCUCAAAAUAAAAUCGAACUCCUCUACCAAAAAAAGAGGGAAAAGAAAGCAAAGAAUUAGGUGGUGUGUCUCUUCUUGAACAGGAAGUUGUGCCAGACAUUUCAUAUUGUUACUGAGGUAGGUUGUCACUCAUUCAAAAACUCUGGAGUGUUUAACUAUGUGCCGAGUACAUAGUGCAUAGCUGGGUGCACAGUAAUGAGUAACUCCAGACAUAGUAUUCCCUCCCUUGUGCAUGUGACAGGUGAGGAGACAGGCUCAGAGAGUUUGAAUAUUGUGCCCGAAGUUAAUCAGUAAUAAAUGUGAGUUCCUGGAGUCAUUCUGGUUUGUGAGUAAUUAUAAAGGAAAGGGCCCACUCUUACCUUGGGUCAGGGGCUGAACUGAGAGUCUCUGGUGACUGAAGAGAGCCAUAUUUUUUAAGGGGCCUCCAGUCUCUUUGUGAGCUUGGUGAUGGGUUUUGAGCUCAGCCAGGGUGAUGAAACGCUUCAUCAUCCGAACAAACUGAACAUCCACCUGUGUGACAGAAGGUGUAUGGGACAGAAAGACACGAGCAGGUAGAUUCUGUUCAUUGUGCAUUUUAGCUGCUUAUGGGAGGUUCUUACAAGUAGGGCUGCCAGUGUUCUGUUCCUAUUCCCAAAGCCAGGGUAACCCCAUCUGAGUAAGACCUGGACUCUGUACCUUGACCUAAAGACAUCCCACACCUUCUUCCUCCCUCUCUGUCCAUUCUUUUCCUCUCAUGAAAUAGGAAAAAUAAUAUUCUUUACCAUGGACCAUUUGGGGCUGUCUUCUUUGCUGGAUGGGUCAUAAUGGGGACUGUUUUUCUCAAAUUGUGUGUGGUCUGGGUAAGCCUCCUUCACAAUCUGAAACGAAAACCAAGUCUCCAAUCACUUCCCUGCACAGUCAGCCCCAUGGCCAGUUUUUAAGUCUGACUUUCACUUCUGACCCUGCACAUUCUUACCUCUUCUGCCUUGCUGUAGAGCUAAUGAAGGCUCAGAUAUCGGGGAAAUAAUACACGGGCUAGAGCAGGCAUAGGAAUCAACCUUGUUUUGAUAAAAUCUUAAAAGUAAUGUUCUAAAACCAAGUAUUAAAGGUUAUUAUUGGUGCCACUGUCUUCCCACCUGCUGUUAAUAAUUUUAUCCUAGUAACUUCUGGUUUGGAAGAGGCUACCAUCAGGCCUGUUUUUGAGUGAAAGACCAAGGCAUAGAAAUGAAGAGAAUGGACCAGUGCAACCUGAGAUGUAGGCCUUAUUAUAGUCCUUGUAUUGAAGAGGCCUGAGUGGUGACAUCAGGGAUGGGGAGUAGGGUACUUCUGUUACUGAUUUAAGCUGUGUUCCUUUAUAUCUACAUGAGUAAGUCUCCCCGAAGGGAGAGGGAUUGACUGACACCUAUACAACUGACCUUCACAAGCCCUGCAAUGCCUGGCUCUUUGCAGUUGCUGUGGUAGAAGAAAGCUUCUUGCUCCAGCUUCAUGGCUCGAAGGAAGUUCCGGGCCUGUCCCAGGGGAGAAUAAACAACGACUAUCCUCCUCGCCCACUGGAAAACACUAGCUGUUAGCAGAAAUCAAGUCUGCUUCCAUUAGAUGAGAUUUUCCUUUCUGCGGCUUCCCCGUAACUCAAUUCAAUACUUGCCUUUGCCAGGACACCCAGACUUGUAUCCAGACACUGGCCAGAACACAGACCAGUUGCAAAUUGCAUGCAAAGUAAUUAAGGUAGUUUUGAAUAGUUUCAGUUUUACAAUCUGGGGAAAAAACCAACAUUGGCUAAGAGAUUUUGCUACUGAGUAAGUCAUGGAAGGAGGCAGAAGUUUACCCAACACCUGUGUCUCGGGCCCUUUUACUCUCUUACCUGGUAGUUGCGAACACCAUCCCAGCAUGUUGUCUGCUUGGGCUGUGCUUUAAGAUCCUCAAUGCUGAACUAGGCAACAGGAAAUGAAUCCGUUCAUUAAACAACAUUGGAAACAACUGUAAAUAUAUGGACGUAGAUAGCUUCUUCCCCUACACUGAGGGUGCUCCUAGCUAUAGUGGAAGUGUGUAGUUUACUGGGAAGUAGUUCCACAAAGCCACUUCUAUUGGGCAAUGUAAGUAAGGCUUGUGUUACCUUUAUAAUCUUUGCUAAGUAGUUGAAUGGAUAAUCCAGAUGAUAAAGUAAUCUGUUGGUUAUUUGUAUUUCACUCAUUAAAGUAUUACAUCUUUCUUCUAUAAUACUUGUUUUCUCCAAGCUAUUAUUAAAAUUGGUUUAUAUUAAUUCACUGAAUAUAUACUAACUGUUGGCAGAGAGAUACAUAGGAACAUGGCAGGUGGCAAGAGUAAGGCCGCCUAAGAUUGAAAUGUUGCCCACGCCUGGGUUGGCAAAUUAUAGCUUUUAGGCCUUAUUUUGUAAAUGGCUUUUUUGAAACACACCCACACCAUUUAUUUACAUGUCAUCCAUAACCCACUUUCUUGCAACAGCAGAAUUGCAACAAGAAGCAACAAGCAACAGAAGCAACAAGAAGACCUGAAAACCUAAAAUAUUUACUAUAUGGCCUUUUACAAAAAGUUUACCACCCCUGACCUAGCUAGAAGUUUCACAAAACAGAUAGUUGCUGGUAAUAACCAUGCUGAUUUUAUUCCUUAUUUGCUUAUGAUCUUGUCCUUAACUCUACUUUUCAGAGAAGCUGGUAGAGGCUGUGGUGUCCCAUAUUUAUUUCUUAACUAAAAAAACUGCUUGAAGGGAUUAAAGACAGGUAUCUAGUCUCACCUUCACAUCUACACCUUUCUCUAGUUGGCUUUCUGGCUCUGACUUCAACAGCCAGUAACUACUUAGAUUCUUCCCACAGUUUUUAGAGGCUGAAGUCUUCUGAGGGCUGGAGUUAACCACUUUAACUGAUGCCCCUGCUGGGUUCUUAGUCUUGGGACGUUUUCCUUCUGGCCCCUUAUUGUCUGCAACAGAAGCAAACAGAAGAAACUGGUCAUGCUGGCUGAGAAGUAAUGUUCCAUUGUGGGGAAGGCACAUGCUUUGGAGUCACACCUGGAUUCAAAUCAUGGAAUCUAUCAAUUACUAGCAGAAAUUGACAGCUGAAUUGCUGAACUUCAGUUUAUCUAUAAAAAUGGGACAGGAAUGCCCAUCUUUACAGGGUAUCUUCGGGAUUAUCCAUUCAGUGGGAUAGGAAUACCUUACAUGGUUGUGGGUUAGGACUGACAGUCCUAGCAGAGUCCUGGCUUCUGUUAAGUAAUUUCCUUUCUUUACCUCACUAUCUUCUGUGCCUUUGCUGAGGCUUUUUCUCUCCAAUGAGGAAACUGAGCACCUACUCCACAGACUUGUUUUGGAUAUCAAAUAAGAUAGUGCAAACAAUGCUCUUAGACAAUGCCUGGCAUUAUAAUAAAUGCACAAUAAAUGUUAGCUAUUAUCA